[Candida] anglica is the source of this 903-nucleotide messenger RNA. The record is from the annotation of a GenBank genome assembly. NCBI's taxonomy places the organism in Eukaryota, Fungi, Ascomycota, Pichiomycetes, Serinales, Debaryomycetaceae.
AUGUUGAAUUUUCUGAGUAUCAAGAAGUUCAAAGUAUCUUCAACUGAGCAAAAGAUAAGACAAGCCACCAAUAAUGAACCAUUGGGGCCAUAUGGUAGUGAGUUGAAUGAAUUGGCGACUCUUACUUUUAAUCCCAAUAAAUUACCUACAAUUGCAGCCAUAAUACAAAAAAGAUUAAUAGUGAAAUCUCCUACAAAGAAUUGGCGUAGUAUAUUGAAAACAUUAACAGUAGUAAUAUUUCUACUUCAAAGUGGUUCCAGACAAUUUUUGAAUUGGGCAAAGGCAAAUAUGUACAAUUUGAUUAAAGGAUAUAGAAAUUUCUCUUGUUAUGAUAUCAAAGACGUUGAGAUUGGAGAACCGAUAAGGACAAAAUCCAAAAGUAUAAUAAAUCACGUUAGAGACGAAGAGAAAUUAAAUCGAUUAAGAUCAAAUUUUGAACAAUUGAGAAAUGAUAUGAUAAUUCCAGGUUUAAAAGAAUAUAAUUUAGUACUGAAACAUCAAGAUUCACCAUCGGGCAAAUCAGAAGAACGGAUGCGGAAACUGAAAAGUAUGGUUUAUCAGAAGACAACUUCAUAUGAACUAUUAGACUAUGAGAUACCAACUACCGUCCGUAGACCAACACUAGAUUGUUUGCCUGAAGAGGAGAUGAGUAAUGUACCGAGUGACACUAUUAAUAUGAACUACACAACGACUGAUAUGGAUCGUACGCGCUCAUCAAACUAUUGGACGGUUGAUAGUAAUUAUGGGCGUUCAGCAAAUUAUUCAACAACCACUAAUCAUAAUAAUAAUACUAGUAAUAAUAUCAUGCAUGCAUGUUCAAAUAAUCCCUUCCUACAGAGGAAUAAUAGAGCUCUGAGUUAUCAUCCUACAAACCCAUUCAUUGAUGUGGAGUCUCUAUGGUAA